Messenger RNA from Telopea speciosissima, 489 nucleotides. Its product is annotated as protein ALP1-like. The record is from RefSeq and is a predicted model, not a curated record. Lineage: Eukaryota; Viridiplantae; Streptophyta; Magnoliopsida; Proteales; Proteaceae. The annotation marks the transcript as partial. The transcript has a single exon.
UUUGGGCUUGAUUCAGCCUCUGCUUGCCGUGCUUUUGAUACGGUCUGCAAGGCAGUUAACAAUCAAUUGUUGUAUUUGUUUGAUUUCCCCUCAGAUUUGGGGAGGAUCAUCGAGUGUUUUGGUUGGAUUUCGCUACCAAAUUGUUGUGGCGUUCUAGGGUUCAGCAGGUUUCCUGUGGAUGGAGGAGCGUUAGGGAAGAAAGAUGGAGCCAUAAUUGCGCAGGGUUUGGUGGAUGGGGAAGGGAGGAUCUUGGAUGUCUCUGCUGGUUGGCCAAGUUACAUGAGUCCAGACACAAUUCACUGCAAGGCGAAGCUGUUUCAACGAGUCGAGGAAUCGAAGGAGUUAUUGAAUGGGCCUGCUCUUGAGCUUGGCGAUGGCAAAUCAGUACCUCAGUACAUUUUGAGAGAUUCUUGUUUUCCUCUUCUUCCAUGGCUUCUUACAUUUUUUCCAGAAUCAAACAUUGAUGAUGAGCACAGUUCCUCGCAAUAG